Acipenser ruthenus (sterlet) is the source of this 10995-nucleotide messenger RNA. RefSeq names its product talin-2. Gene Ontology annotation, cellular component: plasma membrane; cytoskeleton; ruffle. Lineage: Eukaryota; Metazoa; Chordata; Actinopteri; Acipenseriformes; Acipenseridae. Gene Ontology annotation, molecular function: actin filament binding; integrin binding; structural constituent of cytoskeleton. Bases 281 to 7909 code for a protein of 2542 amino acids. The transcript has 58 exons. Gene Ontology annotation, biological process: cell-cell adhesion. The record is from RefSeq and is a predicted model, not a curated record.
ACGUAUCUCCGUUCAGUUUGUCGCAGGCAUUUGUGGAAUUUGACUUGAUGCAUUCCAAAUCUUGCAACGUGCAUGAGGCACACCAGAAAGUAAUAAUAUUGCAAUUGGAUGAAUGGAACAGGAGGAAGGAUGCCAUGAAUCUUUGAGUGUCAUGUCAGUAUUUUGUAUUGGUUAUUUAAAAAGUGUCCUGUUUCGAAGCUGUAAAUAACUGCAGAAACCUGUGGCUGCUUCUUCCCUGCAUACGGUGUUGUAAGUAGGAGCUUCCUCGCCACCUGUCAAGAUGGUGGCCCUGUCCCUGAAGGUCUGUGUCCGGCAGUGCAAUGUGGUGAAGACCAUGCAGUUUGAACCCUCCACUGCAGUGUAUGAUGCCUGCCGGAUAAUAAGAGAGCGUGUGCCUGAGGCUCAGACUGGACAAGCAUCCGAUUAUGGGCUGUUCCUGGCAGAUGAGGAUCCUCGAAAAGGGAUCUGGCUGGACUCUGGGAGGACCCUGGAUUAUUACAUGCUACGAAAUGGGGAUAUUCUGGAGUACAAGAAGAAACAGAGGCCUCAGAAGAUCAGGAUGCUGGACGGUGCAGUUAAAACCGUCAUGGUGGACGACUCAAAAACUGUCGGGGAAUUGCUUGUUACUAUUUGCAGUAGAAUAGGAAUCACAAACUACGAAGAGUACUCUUUAAUCCAGGAGUUUGCAGAAGAGAAAAAGGAGGAAAGCACAGGCACACUUAAGAAGGACAGAACCCUCUUACGAGAUGAAAGAAAGAUGGAAAAAUUGAAAGCCAAGCUUCACACAGACGAUGACUUGAACUGGUUGGAUCACAGCCGGACCUUCCGAGAACAAGGCGUGGAUGAGAAUGAGACGUUGUUGCUGAGGCGGAAGUUCUUCUACUCGGAUCAGAACGUCGAUUCAAGAGACCCUGUCCAGCUCAACCUGCUUUAUGUGCAGGCCCGAGAUGAUAUUCUGAACGGCUCUCAUCCUGUAUCUUUUGAUAAAGCUUGUGAGUUUGGAGGUAUCCAAGCCCAGAUACAGUUCGGACCCCAUGUUGAGCACAAACAUAAGCCAGGAUUUCUAGAUGUAAAGGAGUUCCUGCCUAAAGAAUAUAUAAAGCAGAGAGGAGCCGAAAAGAAAAUCUUUCAGGACCACAAAAACUGUGGAGAAAUGACAGAAAUAGAAGCAAAAGUCAAGUAUGUCAAGUUAGCCCGGUCUCUCAGAACAUAUGGUGUAUCAUUCUUUCUAGUAAAGGAAAAAAUGAAAAGCAAGAAUAAGCUAGUCCCCCGCUUGCUGGGUAUUACCAAAGACUCUGUGAUGCGUGUAGAAGAGAGGACCAAAGAUGUGGUACAGGAGUGGCCAUUGACCACAGUAAAGAGAUGGGCAGCUUCUCCCAAGAGCUUCACUCUGGAUUUUGGGGAAUACCAGGAGAGUUACUACUCAGUGCAGACCACGGAAGGUGAACAGAUCUCCCAACUCAUUGCUGGAUACAUUGACAUCAUCCUGAAGAAGAAACAAAGUAAGGACAGGUUUGGGUUGGAAGGUGAUGAGGAAUCCACUAUGCUGGAGGAGUCUGUGUCCCCUAAGAAGUCAACGAUUUUGCAGCAGCAGUUUAAUCGGGUUGGCCGCGUGGAACACGGGUGCGUGGCGUUGCCGGCGGUGAUGCGCUCAGGCUCAGGUGGACCGGAGACCUUUAACAUGGGCAGCAUGCCAUCUGCACAGCAGCAUGUUAUGACAGGGCAGAUGCACAGAGGUCACAUGCCACCACUGAGCUCUGCACAGCAAGCUCUAAUGGGGACCAUUAACACCAGUAUGCAGGCAGUUCAACAGGCCCAGACUGACCUUGGGGAAGUCGGGGAUCUGCCACCACUGGGACAGGACAUGGCAUCAAGAGUUUGGGUUCAGAACAAAGUGGAUGAGUCGAAACAUGAAAUUCACUCCCAGGUCGACGCUAUCACGGCUGGCACUGCUUCAGUUGUGAACCUUACAGCUGGAGACCCAGCAGACACGGAUUACACUGCUGUGGGCUGUGCCAUCACCACCAUCUCUUCCAACCUGACGGAGAUGUCCAAGGGGGUGAAGCUGCUGGCCGCCUUUAUGGAUGACGAUGUGGGCAGCGGGCAGGACCUGAUGAAAGCUGCCCGCACUCUGGCUGGCGCAGUGUCGGACCUGCUCAAAGCGGUUGAGCCGGCUUCAGGAGAGCCCAGGCAGACUGUACUGACAGCAGCUGGAAGUAUUGGACAGGCCAGUGGAGAUCUGCUGAGACACAUUGGAGAGAGCGAGGCCGAUGAAAGAUUCCAGGAUGUGUUAAUGAAUUUGGCCAAAGCUGUAGCCAAUGCGGCUGCCAUGAUGGUCCUGAAAGCCAAAAACGUAGCCCAGGUGGCGGAGGACACUGUCCUUCAGAACCGAGUAAUCGCUGCUGCCACACAGUGUGCCCUCUCCACAUCCCAGCUCGUCGCCUGCGCAAAGGUGGUGAGCCCCACCAUCAGUUCUCCGGUGUGCCAGGAACAGCUCAUCGAGGCUGGGAAGCUGGUGGACCGGUCUGUCGAGGGCUGUGUCAAGGCCUGUCUUUCCGCCACGGAUGACAAUGAGCUCUUGAAGCAGGUGAACGCUGCAGCCAUCGUGGUCAGCCAGGCCCUCAACGACCUGCUCCAGCACGUCCGUCACUAUGCCAGCCGAGGGGAGCCCAUCGGGCGCUACGACCAGGCCACCGACACCAUCAUGACAGUCACCGAGAGCAUCUUCAGUUCCAUGGGAGACGCGGGUGAAAUGGUACGGCAAGCAAGAGUCCUGGCUCAGGCGACCUCUGAUCUCGUUAACGCUAUGAGAUCUGACGCUGAGGCCGAAAUCGAUGUAGACAACUCUAAGAAGCUGCUGGCAGCCGCUAAACUGUUGGCCGAUGCUACAGCCCGCAUGGUAGAAGCUGCAAAGGGGGCUGCAGCUAACCCAGAAAACGAAGACCAGCAGCAGAGACUGAGAGAGGCAGCAGAGGGACUGAGGGUUGCCACCAACGCAGCUGCUCAGAAUGCCAUCAAGAAAAAGCUGAUCAAUAGACUGGAGAAUGCAGCUAAACAGGCUGCAGCUGCUGCUACCCAGACCAUCGCCGCAUCUCAGAAUGCAGCAGCAUCCAACAAGAACACUGCGGCUCACCAGCAGCUUGUACAGAGUUGCAAGGCUGUUGCUGACUAUAUUCCCCAGCUGGUGCAGGGUGUGAGAGGAAGCCAGGCCCAGCCAGAGGAUCUCAGUGCCCAGCUCGCUCUUAUUAUUGCCAGCCAAAACUUUCUCCAGCCGGGAAGUAAAAUGGUGACCUCUGCAAAGUCAGCUGUCCCAACGGUUACUGACCAGGCGGCUGCCAUGCAACUCGGGCAGUGUGCCAAGAACCUGGCCACUAGCCUGGCAGAACUGAGGAGCGCAGCACAGCAGGCGCAUGAAGCCUGUGGUCCUAUGGAGAUUGACUCGGCCCUCACUGCAGUGCAGACUUUAAAAAAUGAACUUCAAGAUGCCAAGAUGGCUGCAGCUGAAGGACAACUCAAGCCAUUACCAGGGGAGUCUCUCGAGAAGUGUGCGCAGGACUUGGGAAGCACUUCCAAGGCAGUGGGGUCUUCAAUGGCUCAGCUGCUGACCUGUGCAGCUCAGGGCAACGAGCAUUAUACAGGCGUUGCAGCCAGAGAGACUGCCCAAGCUCUGAAGACACUAGCCCAGGCAGCCCGAGGGGUAGCCGCCUCCACCGCUGACCCGCCGUCUGCUGGUGCCAUGCUGGAUUCGGCCCGCGAUGUGAUGGAGGGGUCGGCCAUGCUGAUCUACGAGGCCAAGCAGGCACUGGUCUGCCCCGGUGAUGCUGAGAGCCAGCAGAGGCUAGCACAGGUGGCAAAGGCAGUAUCCCACUCCCUGAAUAACUGUGUAAACUGCCUGCCUGGACAAAAGGAUGUGGACAUGGCCUUGAAGAGUAUUGGGGAAGCCAGCAAGAAACUCCUCGUUGAUUCUCUUCCUCCAAGCAGCAAGUCUUUCCAGGAGGCCCAGAGCGAGCUGAACCAAGCUGCAGCUGACCUAAACCAGUCCGCUGGGGAGGUGGUCCACUCAUCCAGGGGCACGAGUAGUCAGCUGGCUGUUGCGUCCGGAAAGUUCAGUGAAGACUUUGACGAGUUCCUUGAUGCUGGUAUUGAAAUGGCUGGCCAGACACAGUCCAAGGAAGACCAAAUCCAGGUCAUUGGAAACCUCAAGAACAUUUCUAUGUCCUCCAGCAAGUUGCUCUUGGCUGCCAAGUCUCUCUCGGUUGAUCCUGGAGCACCAAACACCAAGAAUCUCUUAGCGGCAGCUGCAAGAGCUGUGACGGAGAGCAUCAACCAGCUGAUCACACUGUGUACCCAGCAGGCACCGGGGCAGAAGGAGUGUGACAAUGCAUUGCGAGAGCUGGAGACUGUGAAAGGAAUGCUGGAUAACCCCAAUGAGCCAGUCAGUGAUCUCUCCUACUUUGACUGCAUUGAAAGUGUGAUGGAGAAUUCCAAGGUCCUGGGAGAGUCGAUGGCAGGGAUUUCUCACAAUUGCAAGACUGGCGACUUACCAGCUUUUGGUGAUUGUGUGAGCGUUGCUUCCAAGGCUUUGUGUGGGCUGACAGAAGCUGCAGGCCAGGCUUCCUAUCUGGUUGGUGUGUCUGACCCAAACAGCCAGGCAGGUCAACAGGGGCUAGUGGAUCCCAUCCAGUUUGCCAGAGCCAAUCAAGCAAUCCAGAUGGCCUGUCAGAACCUUGUGGACCCUGCAAGCAGCCCAUCUCAGGUGUUGUCAGCUGCCACUAUUGUAGCCAAACACACCUCCGCGUUGUGCAAUGCCUGCCGCAUCGCCUCCUCCAAAACAGGAAACCCUGUUGCUAAGAGACACUUUGUGCAGUCGGCUAAAGAGGUGGCAAACAGCACUGCCAACCUGGUUAAGACAAUUAAGGCAUUGGAUGGAGAUUUUUCCGAAGAGAAUCGUGACAAGUGCAGAGUUGCCACCUCACCCCUUAUAGAAGCAGUGGAGAAUCUCGCAGCGUUCGCCUCCAAUCCAGAAUUUGUCAGCAUUCCUGCUCAGAUCAGCAGAGAGGGGUGUGCAGCCCAGGAACCAAUCCUGUACUCUGCUAGAUCCAUGCUGGACAGUUCAUCUCUCCUCCUUAAAACAGCUCGCUCAUUGGUUAUCAAUCCCAAGGAUCCUCCUACCUGGUCUAUAUUGGCUGGCCAUUCACGCACAGUGUCAGACUCUAUCAAGAGCCUUAUCACAUCAAUCAGGGACAAGGCUCCUGGUCAGAGGGAGUGUGACUAUUCCAUCGACAACAUUAACAGAUGUAUCCGGGGUAUUGAACAGGCUUCUCUUGCAGCUGUUAGCCAAAACCUGCCUUCGAGGGAUGACAUUUCACUUGAGGCUUUGCAGGAGCAGUUGACCUCUGUGGUACAAGAGAUUGGCCAUGUCAUUGAUCCCAUUUCAUAUGCGGCCAGAGGAGAGGCAGCCCAGCUGGGACACAAGGUUACGCAGCUGGCUAGCUACUUUGAGCCUCUCAUUCUUGCCUCUGUUGGAGUUGCGUCUAAACUUCUGGAUCACCAGCAACAGAUGACCGUGUUGGACCAGACCAAGACAUUGGCAGAGUCUGCCCUUCAGAUGCUCUAUGCAGCCAAAGAAGGAGGUGGUAACCCUAAGGCCGCCCACACUCAUGAUGCUAUUGCAGAAGCUGCCCAGCUGAUGAAGGAGGCAGUGGAUGACAUCAUGGUCACAAUGAACGAAGCGGCCAGUGAAGUGGGCAUGGUCGGGGGCAUGGUGGACUCCAUUGCUGAGGCCAUGGGCAGAUUGGAUGAAGGCACUCCUCCGGAACCAGAAGGUUCAUUUGUAGAUUAUCAGACAACAAUGGUCAAAUAUUCCAAGGCCAUUGCAGUUACCGCCCAGGAAAUGAUGACAAAAUCUGUGGCCAGUCCGGAGGAGUUGGGAGGCCUAGCUUCUCAGGUCACCACAGACUAUGGUCAUCUGGCUCACCAGGGCCGACUGGCAGCAGCUACAGCAGAACCUGAGGAGAUUGGAUUCCAGAUAAAAACCCGAGUCCAGGAGCUGGGUCAUGGCUGUAUCUUCCUGGUUCAGAAAGCUGGAGCCCUGCAGGUCACCCCCACAGACAGCUUCACCAAGAGAGAGCUGAUCGAGUGUGCCCGAGCAGUAACUGAAAAGGUUUCUAUGGUUCUGUCUGCGCUUCAGGCUGGAAAUAAAGGAACUCAGGCCUGCAUCACUGCAGCCUCCGCUGUGUCCGGCAUCAUCGCGGAUCUCGACACCACCAUCAUGUUUGCUUCGUCAGGCACCCUCAAUGCAGAGAACGAGGAGUCGUUUGCCGAUCACAGGGAGAAUAUAUUGAAGACUGCUAAGGCCUUAGUUGAGGACACAAAGAUGCUGGUAUCAGGUGCUGCUUCCAGCCAGGACAAACUGGCCCAGGCUGCCCAGUCUUCUGCUAAUACCAUCACACAGCUGACUGACGUGGUGAAGCUGGGAGCCACCAGCAUUGGAUCAGAUGACCCGGAAACUCAGGUCGUGCUGAUCAAUGCCGUGAAAGAUGUUGCCAAGGCUCUAGCUGAAUUGAUCGGGGCCACGAAGUGUGCUUCAGGCAAGCCAGCUGACGACCCCUCCAUGUACCAGCUCAAGAGCGCUGCCAAGGUCAUGGUAACCAAUGUCACGUCGCUUUUGAAGACUGUGAAAGCUGUGGAGGAUGAAGCCACUCGAGGGACCAGAGCACUUGAAGCCACAAUCGAGUGCAUCAAACAGGAGCUGACGGUAUUCCAGUCAAAGCAGGUGCCGGACAGGGUGUCUACACCCGAAGAGUUCAUCCGGAUGACUAAAGGCAUCACCACGGCAACUGCCAAAGCUGUGGCAGCUGGCAACUCUGCGAGACAGGAGGACGUGAUCGCAACAGCCAACCUCAGCCGUAAAGCCAUUACUGACAUGCUGAUGACCUGCAAGCAAGCUGCCUAUCACCAGGAAGUGGGAGAUGAUGUGCGAAUCCGUGCCCUGCGUUUUGGGGCGGAGUGUACCAUUGGCUAUGCUGAGCUGCUGGAGCAUGUUCUGUUGGUUCUUCAGAAACCAACUCCUGAGCUGAAGCAGCAGUUAGCUGUGUUCUCGAAACGGGUGGCGGGGGCUGUCACAGAGCUCAUUCAGUCAGCUGAAGCCAUGAAAGGUAACGAAUGGGUAGAUCCUGAAGAUCCUACAGUCAUUGCAGAGACAGAGCUGCUGGGAGCUGCAGCAUCCAUAGAGGCUGCAGCCAAGAAACUGGAACAGCUAAAACCAAGAGCCAAGCCAAAGCAAGCGGAUGAAAACCUGGACUUUGAGGAGCAGAUCUUGGAGGCGGCCAAAUCCAUCGCCGCGGCAACCAGCGCUCUGGUGAAAUCGGCAUCAGCAGCACAGAGAGAGCUGGUGGCACAGGGAAAGGUUGGAUCUAUCCCUGCCAAUGCUGUAGACGACGGUCAGUGGUCACAAGGUCUUAUAUCGGCUGCUCGUAUGGUGGCAGCUGCUACCAGCAAUCUGUGUGAGGCAGCCAAUGCAUCUGUCCAGGGCCAUGCCAGCGAGGAGAAACUGAUCUCCUCUGCCAAACAGGUGGCUGCGUCGACAGCACAACUACUAGUAGCAUGUAAAGUGAAGGCAGACCAGGACUCUGAGGCAAUGAGAAGACUACAGGCUGCUGGGAAUGCUGUGAAGCGAGCGUCGGAUAACCUGGUCAGAGCAGCUCAGAAGGCGGCAUUCGACAAGAAUGAUGCUGCUGACGUGGUGGUCAAAACGAAAUUUGUUGGUGGAAUAGCGCAGAUCAUUGCCGCGCAGGAGGAGAUGUUAAGGAAAGAGAGGGAGCUGGAGGAGGCGAGGAAGAAACUGGCGCAGAUCCGGCAGCAGCAGUACAAGUUCCUGCCAACAGAACUGAGGGAGGACGAGAACUAAACAAAAGAACUUUGCAAUAUCUUAAUCUUUUCCAUUCAAAGGGACAGUAUACCUGUAACUGGUGCAGUAGCUGACAGUAAUGUGUGUGUGUGUGUGUGUGUUACAUAUGCUUCACUGUACAGUAGAUAAGCAACAUUUCUAGUGCCCAACUGAUAACUCGCUACAAUAUCUGCAAUAAAAAUCUGUUCUGAAAAGCAGAUUAUGAAUAUACAAUUUGUUACAUCUGCAAAGGGAAUUUUUGUAAAUUGCUUUCAAUGCACUUCUAUGAACUGCGUGCAAAUUGAACAUCACAGUUUGUGAUGCUUUUGUGACUGUUUAUAUCUAUGCAUAUGCCAAUACAGACCAACCUUUUGUAAGGCUGUUAUAGACUGGGAAAUAUUUUUCCUUUCCAUGGCAUGCAAUUCUGCAGGACAGGCAUAUAACAGUUAUUUGCAGUUUACAGAGACUAAGGCAAUUCACCUUUUUAUUUAUGUGAUGCAACCCAGGUUGCUAAUGAAUUUACAGUGAGGUACAAUUGCCAUAGAGAACAUUUAAUGGUAUGUGAUGACAAAUGGAUGCUGGUGGGUGAGUGUAACAACUAAUCAUAUUUAUAUAACCAUAAUCAUAAUAAUUGAUUCCUAGGAUACCACUUCAGAAAGCUUAAAAAUGCAUUGGCUUUUUCUCCAUAACUCACCAUCCAUUUAGCAACACAGAUGCAGCUGUCUAAAUGCAAAAACCUAUUUGUGUUUUAUGAGCUUUGUAGAGUUUUAAAAAGUUACAAUGAACUGCAAAGUUGAUGUACUUGGAGAGGUACACAAAAAUGAAUAUUAUAAAGGCAUAUCCCUACAAAUAUUAAUAUAUGCACACCUUUGUAUGUUUACUAACAAAAAUGCUGCUGCACUGUUUUUAAAUCUAAUUAAAAUACAUAAAUAAACCCCCUCCAUCUUCAUUAUAGGGAUAAAAUAACACGUAUAUAAGGCUAAUGUGCACCUCAUUAUUAUAACAAACACACACUGCUUGUCUUGUGGCUUAUAAUACAGGUGGAGUGGAAGGUGUAUAUACUGUCCCUUUUGAAAUGCAUCUACCUACUACAAUACUGUAAUUGAGCCAAACCUGUUCAGAAGUGCCUACCUAUCAAACACAGCUGUGUAAUAGAUCUAAUAUUGCACUGGGAAGUAGACUGUUUGAAGAGGUAGGUUAGAACAAAAUAGAUAGAUAGUUAGUUUUAACUUCCCAAAUCCCCUCCACCCUGCCUUGCAUGGACUUACAUAUACAGUACAUAUCAGGGAAGUUUAUAGAGUAGUUAAUCUAACGAGAUAGCGCACACCAAGUAGGAAGCAAAAAAAUGCAGUUUUUUCCCCUCCCCAAAUAAAGGUUGAAUUAGUUUAUUUUGAAAUAAAGAAGAAACACCUGUGGCUGUUCCCAUGCAAUGACGUAUUGAGAUUAUAGGAAUUACAUUUUUAUUAUAGAUCAGUAAUGUAGAUUACUUUCUAAAGUUCGUGACGUAGUGGAGUAUUUCAGUCAAUAGGCUUUGCCCUCGUUUCUUAUUGCAACAAAAACUGUUCUUCCAUGUGUACGAGUGCAGAGACAAUGCAUUCGGUCUUACCGCUGUGUUGCAAGCUGCAUAGUUUUCGGAAAACUUUUAGGGUCUUUUCAGAAAUAUAACGGAGUGAAAUGUGAACAGAGGAUACUUUGCAUUCGAAUGCGGACAGCAUUAUUUGAGUCCUGCCAAGCUUUGCAUUUUUGGCAUACAUGGGCAUUCAGUUUUAGUCAGAAGGCUAGCAACAAUUUAAAGAAAGAGCUACAGGAUGCAGCCAGCUUUUGUUUCAAGUGGUCACAUGAGUGUCCUAUUCAUGUGUUACAACUGAGAUGAUGGUGUUAUAACAGUGUUAUAACUAGGCAUUGGCUACCCCUGCAUAGUCUUCAAUGCCCUUUGUUUUUAAAUACAGUAUGUGAAUUACAUAAGUUCACUUUUCUUUUCAAAUGUACCUGAAUGUGAAAAUGUAGUUUAAUGUCACUGUAUGUUUUGAAAAUGUGGCCCAUUUCGAAAUGCACUGCUGCAAACAGUAGAAAUAUCCUUAAAUGUGUAUUUUCCUACAGUAUGCAUCUUUCAGCGUCUUAGACAGUUUACAGUAUUCCCAAAUGGUUCAGCUGACCACUUUUACAAUGAGCCAUAUUCUCAAAACAGAACUAUGUAUUUGUAUGGGUAUAUAUGGUUAGUUUGCCUAGGGUGGCAGAAAGCCUACUUCUGUCACUGUGUACGUGGCUUUAGAAGUUGUGUUUAUUAUUACUCGUGCUACUGUUGCAAAACAACAAGAAAUUUAGACAGUGCAGUGUCUUUAACGGGAUAACUUUGUUGUUGAGUCACAAGGUGCUGCUUGGCUUAUUAACACUGGGUCUUUUUUUGCUGUUUUCAUAUGGUCUGUGUAGCUUUUUAGUGCCUUAGUCUAAUCGCACUUAAAUAGCCUCUAUCUGCUAUAAAGAAGGCGGCCUCCACGCACAGCCCUACUCACUCAGACCUCUGAUUCUGUUCAGCAGUUCUGCAAUGACCCACACAGGCUGUACUGUUCUUGUCUCGCCUCCUUGCAUGAGCCUCCUAGUAAUCUGCCUUGUUUCUUUGCUUACCUCGCAAGUUAACCGGGUGUCUUUCGUUAGAAAAUAAAAUGUGCUGGUGUAAACUUUUCUGUGUACAGCAUUCCAUUAGCAUGUGCCAAGAUGCAUUAUACCUUAAGUAAGGCAGGCAGCCUCGGUCAAACUGUACUGUCCGCUUAAUUCUUGUAUGUUACUAGUUUUUGCCUAUUUUAGGCAACUGCCUCUAUUUUAUUUUUUCUUCUUAAGCCACUAUGAAUAGAGCUGAAAAACAAUUAAAUGUGAUGACGUUAUUAAAAUAUGUAAAUCUGUUUGGUAUGAUGUAUUUUAAAACAAACAAAAAAAAUCAUCAUAAGUUUUAAUUUUCAUGUGUCUUUUUUUUUAAUAGACAAAAUGAAAAAUAUUAACCAGAACUACAAAUAGACUAUAAACAUGUUGUAAUGCUGUAUGUAUACUAUUUAUCUUGCCACAAAAAAUAUUUUUUUGUAUUCACCAAAAUAAAGAGGUUUCAAAGAAAA